Spinacia oleracea (spinach) is the source of this 2295-nucleotide messenger RNA. RefSeq lists its product as uncharacterized. The record is from RefSeq and is a predicted model, not a curated record. The coding region runs from base 1 to 2295 and encodes 764 amino acids. The transcript is spliced from 5 exons. NCBI's taxonomy places the organism in Eukaryota, Viridiplantae, Streptophyta, Magnoliopsida, Caryophyllales, Amaranthaceae.
AUGAAUGAUUUGGGAUUGGGUUACGAGAAAAUCCAUGCAUGUCCGAAUGAUUGCAUGUUAUAUUGGGGCGAAUUUGCAGGAAAAAGUGAGUGUCAUAUCUGCCACAGAUCAAGCUGGUGGAAGAAUGUGAAAGAAAAGGAGGGUGAGAGUAGUGUGAAAGACAAAGGAACAUGUAAGAAGGGUGUUCCAGCUAAAGUGAUGCGGUACUUUCCUCUGAUCCCUAGACUAAAGAGACUUUACAUGUCAUCUAAAACAGCAGAGGACAUGAGAUGGCAUUUUGACCGCAAGGAUGGAAAUAUCAUAAGUCACCCGUCGGAUAGUGAAGCUUGGAAAAUGUUUGAUAAAAGAUAUGAGGAAUUCGCCAAAGAUCCUCGUAGUGUUAGAUUGGGUCUAGUAAGUGAUGGCUUUAAUCCAUAUCGUUUGAUGAAUACUAGUUACAGUACAUGGCCAGUGAUCCUGAUUCCUUAUAAUUUGCCACCGUGGCUUUGUAUGAAGUCGACAUCAUUUAUUUUGUAUGUGCUUAUUCCGGGGAAACAGGGUCCUGGUAUGGAUAUUGAUGUGUACUUGCAACCAUUAAUCCAUGAGUUAAAAUUGUUGUGGGAAGGUGUAGAUGCCUUUGAUGCUUAUAGCGGAAAAAAUUUCAAGACGCGAGCAUCCUCACACUCCACUAUAAAUGACUUUUCAGCAUAUGCUAUGUUGUCGGGUUGGAGUACAAGAGGUUAUAAAGCUUGCCCUUCGUGUGUUGAUUCUACUCAUUCUUAUUGUUUUGGUGGUAAAAUUGUCUACCCUAGGUGUCGAAAAUGGUUACCAGUUGACCAUCCUUAUCGUUCUCAAACAAAUGAAUUUGAUGGGACAGAGGAACAUGGUCUUGCUCCGGUUCAUAAAGUCAAAAGUUGUUCAGAAAAAAGAGGGAGACUAGAAGAUGAUGAAAUUGAUGAUGAUGAUGAUGAUGAUGAUAAUGAUGAUAAUGACCAGGAUGAGUCUAAUUGUGUUCUGUGGAAAAAGAAAAGUAAGAUUUUUGAAUUAGAAUAUUGGGAACAUAAUCCUCUUAAACACAACUUAGAUGUUAUGCACAUUGAGAAGAAUGUAUGUGACAAUUUCUUAGGAACUCUUUUAGAUAUGAGCAAGAGUAGAGAUGAUAAGAAUGCUAGAUUGGCCCUUAAAAAACUGAACAUAAAAUCUCAUCUUUGGCCUCAAUCUCAUCCAAGUCGUGUUAACGACUAUUUGCCUCCGGCUGCAUACACCAUGUCUAAAGAAGAGAAAGAAAGAUUUCUUACAGUCCUACAAAAUCUUAAAGUUCCUGAUGGCUAUGGAUCUAAUUUGCAAAGAGCAUCUAAUGCUACAAAAGUAAUUGAUUUGCUCGAUGAAUUGUCGUACUUUUUCAAGAAGAUAUGUUCAACUGCUAUUGAAAGAAGUGAAUUAGAUACCAUUCAGUCGAAGCUUGUGUUGACUCUUUGUAAGAUGGAGAAAGAGUUUAUGCCAACUUUUUUCACAAUCAUGGUGCAUCUACUAAUUCAUCUAGUGGAGGAGGUCAAACUCGGUGGACCUGUUCAUUAUAGGUGGAUGUAUCCCAUUGAGAGGUAUUUGGCCUUUUUGAAAUCUCAUGUAAGCAAUAAAGCGCAACCAGAAGGAUCCAUAGCUGAAGGGUACCUUUUAUGGGAAACAAUUUCUUUUUGUUCGAGAUAUUUAGAAAGUGUCGAGACCAUAUUCAACAGACCGAAAAGGAAUGAAGAUGGUGUUCCAGACAUCAACAACUAUUUAUAUGGCUCUGCUGGUCGUGUAGUUGGGAUGAAAAAGAAUGUCCGUGUUGAUGACAAAAUUUUAAAGCAAGCACAUCGUUAUGUUUUGCUUCAUUCAGAUGAGAUGAAACCGGCCAAUAACCUAGAUGAUAGCACAAAAGAAGGAAAAUUGAGAAAAGCCUUGGCCUAUGGUCUAAGCAAUCGCGGCAAAAGGAUGAAAAGUGUUAUUAUCAAUGUCUAUAAGUUUGACACCGUGGACCGUGAGCGAUCUCGAAAGACUCAAAAUUCCGGAAUUAUAUUAGAAGCUGAUGGCCAAGAGUAUUACGGAAAACUUAAUGACAUAUUAGAACUUGAUUAUUAUGGUUCUUUCAAGGUUCUAAUGUUCCGAUGUGACUGGGUUGAUGUACGGAGGGGUGUCAAAACAUACUCGAACGGUAGAAUUCGUGUCAAUUUCUCAAAGUUGAUGCACACUGGUCAAAAUUUGGAUGAUGAUCCAUUUAUUUUCUCUUCUCAAGCAAAACAAGUUUUUUACAUUGAGGAUGAGAUACAAAAAUGA